This is a messenger RNA of Saccharomyces mikatae IFO 1815, 378 nucleotides long. It is a transcript of the gene ACP1, whose product is annotated as acyl carrier protein. Gene Ontology annotation, molecular function: acyl binding; acyl carrier activity. The record is from RefSeq and is a predicted model, not a curated record. Gene Ontology annotation, biological process: fatty acid biosynthetic process. The coding region runs from base 1 to 378 and encodes 125 amino acids. NCBI's taxonomy places the organism in Eukaryota, Fungi, Ascomycota, Saccharomycetes, Saccharomycetales, Saccharomycetaceae. Gene Ontology annotation, cellular component: mitochondrion. The transcript has a single exon.
AUGUUUAGAUCAGUUUGCCGCAUUUCUUCUCGCAUCGCACCUUCUGCGUAUCGUACUAUGAUGGGCCGCCCCGUUAUUGCUAACACCAUACUCGCACAAAGGUUCUACUCUGCCAAUUUGAGCAAAGAUCAGGUUUCUCAGAGGGUUAUUGAUGUCAUUAAGGCCUUUGACAAGAACUCUCCCACCAUUGCCAAUAAGCAGAUCUCUAGCGAUACUCAAUUUCACAAAGACUUGGGGUUAGACUCCUUAGACACUGUCGAGCUGCUCGUAGCCAUUGAAGAAGAAUUUGACAUCGAAAUCCCAGAUAAAGUGGCUGAUGAUUUGAGAAGCGUUGGUGAAACUGUCGAUUAUAUUGCUUCCAACCCUGACGCAAAUUAA